This is a messenger RNA of Gongylonema pulchrum, 994 nucleotides long. Lineage: Eukaryota; Metazoa; Nematoda; Chromadorea; Rhabditida; Gongylonematidae. The record is from the annotation of a GenBank genome assembly.
GGGCUGCCAUAAUCAUGCCGGAAUUGCCAUUUUUGGAUCCGGACGAGCAACGUGUGGAGGUUUUCCUCACGCAGCUCAUGCAGAUCAAUUCAACGACCGGCAACGAAGAAGAUUUAUCAACGGCGUUAACGCAAUAUUUCACAACCACAGGAUGGCAUGUGUUACGUCAGCCGCUAAAAAGUGAUCCAAAAAGACACAAUCUACUUGUUACACGAAUUCCAUAUAAACCUCCAGGACCUCGUUACCUCAUGAAUACACAUAUGGAUACUGUUCCACCGUAUAUUCCGCCUGCAUGCGACGGUAUCAAAGUAUCUGGGCGAGGAGCAAACGAUGCCAAAGGACAGCUAGCGGCAAUGACAUUUGCUGCCCAACAGAUUGCAAAGGAGGAUCCGGUUCUUGCCGAAAACAUUGGUCUGCUGUUUGUUGUUAGCGAAGAACUUGAUCACAUCGGAAUGGUGGAAGCUAAUAGUCUUGGAGCGGUGCCAGAAUUUUUCAUGAUUGGUGAACCAACGGAGCUGAAAUUUGGUCGCUUACAGAAAGGAGCAGUAAAAGUAACUUUAAAAGUACACGGCAAAGCGGCACAUUCUGGUUAUCCACAUAUGGGUGAUAGCGCAAUAGAUAAGUUGCUCGACAUACUGCAUGAUAUUCCAGCAAUAUUCUUUCGUGUGACUACCUCUACUUCGGAUAUCCUGCAACAGCUUGAAGAAAUUGUCGAUGGUCGUGCCGAAAUUGAUCAGUCCUUCGGGAAAAAUGAGCCAAUACGUCUUACUGCGCCUCCAGCGCCAUACGAAUCAGAAGUUGUGGCAUUCAAUACAGAUUUGCCAUACUUUAUUGCUCGUAAUAAGCUCAAAGCAGCUUAUCUGUUCGGGGCCGGUUCGAUCACCAAUGCGCACUCCAAAGAUGAGCACGUGCUAGUCGAAGAUUUGAAAAAGGCUGUGGAAAUUCACAUAGAUAUUUUCAAAUACACACUGAAAGCGGUCAACAACGUUUGAAU